This is a messenger RNA of Megachile rotundata (alfalfa leafcutting bee), 3021 nucleotides long. RefSeq lists its product as uncharacterized. Lineage: Eukaryota; Metazoa; Arthropoda; Insecta; Hymenoptera; Megachilidae. Gene Ontology annotation, biological process: carbohydrate metabolic process; protein K6-linked ubiquitination. The record is from RefSeq and is a predicted model, not a curated record. Gene Ontology annotation, molecular function: beta-N-acetylhexosaminidase activity; ubiquitin-protein transferase activity; protein binding. Gene Ontology annotation, cellular component: BRCA1-BARD1 complex; BRCA1-A complex.
AGUUUCGAUGAUUCGAUAUUAGUUGUAUUCGACACAUCGAUGCCUUGCGAUGCUUAAAACUGCAUCAGUAAUAUGAACAAGUUCAGUGAUAUGUUUGCGAUAAUAUUUAGUAGCUGACAUUAACAUAAUUAAUUUAAAAUGUUGUGCAAUAUAGAAUUUUGAUAUGAAAUAAGAAUAAGCAGAAAUGCAAGACCUUUGCGAAAAUAUUCGUACAGCUAUUGAACAUGGACGAACCGAUAUAAUUAGAUCUCUUUUAGAUGCGUGUGAAAAUGGUAAUUCAGCCGAAGGUAUAACUAAAGAAAAGAUUCUUAAUCAACCGCUUUUAGAAGAAGGUACUUUCCUUUCAUAUGCGUCAAAGGCAAAUCAGCCAGAUAUUGUAAGGACAUUGUUAAGCUGUGGUGCUAAUCCAGCUAUUCAAAACAGUAAUGGAUGUAAUGCUGUAGAUGUUGCGUCAAGUGAUGUAAUACGCCGUACUUACAUUGAAGAAUUAUUAAGAGCAACUGCUGCAUCCGAGACAGACAGGGUGAUACAACUAUUAGAUGCAGGAUUAAAUGUAAAUUCAUGGGAUUCCCAUGGGAGUAAAAAUACACCUUUACAUUGGGCAGCCUGUUAUGGGAACAAAGAUAUUGUCACCUGUUUAAUCGAUAGAGGUGCAGAUGUAAAUGCUGUAAAUGGAUGUGGUGCUACACCAUUACAUGAUGCAGUAGAUCGUGGUGAUGUUGCUGUUUGUCAAGAAUUGCUACAAGCAGGUGCAAAUCCUCUUGUACGAGCAACUAAAGGAACUUUUGCUGGGAAAACUCCAUAUGAUCUUUCACGAGGAAAACAAUCUUUGCACUGUUUUCUUCAAAGAUUUUUAUCAAACUUUGUAUCGAAUGAAACUGAAACAGUACAUAAUCCAACUACAUUUACAGAAGGCAAUUUUUGCCAGAAAAGUAUUUCAAGUAAUAUGAGUCAGCUUUCUAUUGAAUCUGGUAAAUCAUUAGAUCCAGUAUAUGAGGUACCUCUACGUGAAUCAGGCAAAGAUAGUCCAACUAAAAAUACAGAGAAAGAUGGAAUUUAUAGUUUACUUUGGCCGCAGCCGAAAACCGUUGUUGAAUUAAAAAAUGUUUCUGCACCCUUUAUUGCUGGAAAGGAAUUAUUUAUAUCUAUAAUACAGGGUAGUGAAUCCAUACAUAAAAUGCUAGAUGUUUGGGAAAUUAGCAGAACUCAUUUAUUAGAGUUGGGUUAUGAUGUAAAAAUUGGUGAAGUGCAUCCUAGUUCCGGGAAAUUAUUUAGUGAAAACAGAAUUGAAUGCAUAGUAAAUGAAAAAUUAUUCAACAUACCUGAGGGAUAUCAGUUACAUAUUUCACAAAACACUAUUAAAGUUGGUGCUGGAAGUUUAGCUGGACUACAUUAUGCAGUUUGUACUUUUGUACAAAUUUUGCGAUUAAGUAAAAUUCAUAAUCGAUCCGAGGCAUGUGAAAUUGAACCUGUUUUUAUAAAAGACGAACCUCGGUUCACUCAUCGCGGUAUAUUGUUAGACAUUUCACCUAGAGGACGUAUCCCUACUUUAGAAUAUUUGCUACACAUGAUUGAUUUAUGGUCAUCUUUUAAAAUAUCAUAUCUACAUUUGUAUUCAAGACUUAGUCCAAACUGCGAUUGGCAACUUUGCUAUUCAAAGUCAGAGAUGGUUACACUCGACCGUUAUUGCAGAGAUCGACAUUUGGAUUUAGUUCCGACUCUAGAUGUUGAUUCAAAUGUGGGACAACAUCACUUAUCACAAAUGUGGCCUAUAUUUCAAGAGUUAUUAGCAGUAUUUCCAAGUUUAAGUUAUGUUCAUGUCGGACCGAGAUUAGCCAAUUUGCUUGUUCAGGCAGAUAAUUUUGAUCUCAAUUUGUCCGUAAAUGAAACUAUAGAAACAGAUAUGUCAGAAGUGUUUAAAUCGUACUCUUGUCUUCAAGAGUUAUGGCAUAUUUUAAAUUUAUGCCCAAGUACAACUUUAUUGUUAUGUUCAAAUGGUUUACAUUCCAAAGUAGAAUUUCAUAAUAUACCUAAUAACAUUAUUCUUGUUGAAUAUGGAUUCCAGGCGGACUAUGAUUUUUCUGAGUGGACAGAAGCGUUUAGAAUAGCAGGUGGUAAUGUUUUACCAAGUUCUGGAACAGCAAGUUAUAACAGUUUAGCGGGAUGUCCACCAUCAACUUAUGCAAAUACGAAAAAUGCAAUAAAAACCUCCCUUGAACAGGAUUCAAUUGGUUUAGUCGUAGCACACUGGUCUGGAAGUCAUCAUCUUACUCCCCAUCCUUUUGCUUGGAUUGGAUAUUUAAUAGCAGCGGGACUAGCAUGGAAUCCAGUCAGUGAAAUAGAUAUGGGAGUUGACGAUAAUUACGAUAUGCCUGAAGCUUUUGCAUCAAGGCAAAAAUGUAUCACAAAACUGCUUGAUAUUCAUGUUUUUCAAGAUUCAGAAUAUAAAAUCGGUAACGCAAUAUUAGAGUUGGGUCGUUUAGAUACUUUAGUACUUACUUUGAGUAAGAAUCAAACAGCAAAAGAUUUACAACAAAUUCCUGAUAAUCGAGGAUCCACAUUGUAUAGAUUACUGACAGAUCCGGAUAAUGUUAAUUUGGAAUAUCUUUCAGCAGAUUUGUUUGCAAAAGUGACGAAACAAGUUAAACGUAUUUCGCAUUCGUUGUACGAAGCUAAUUUAUCAUCGAAAUUUGGAUCGAUGGAAAUACAAGAACUUCAGUUGACUGCUGACAUAAUGUUAACAGCUUGUAAAAUCGGCAGAACAUUAAUUGGCGUUGGUGUUAAUCCUAAUAGCAACAUGGGUCUUGCAGUAAUCAACUUGGGAAUAUGUAAUCUACCACCUACAUUUAGAACUGAUGUAGCAAAUAAGAUGUUAGCUCAUAUAGAGCAGUAUAAAGUAAUUUUUAACACUUGUAUGAAUGUGAUUAAUUCUCAAGGUCUAAAGAAACAAACUUAAUAAGAAAUUGUUUAUGAUAAUAUACAAUAUGAAGAAUAAUAAUUACAAUCAAAAAGUUCAUUUUU